Molecule: messenger RNA, 1032 nt
Organism: Paralichthys olivaceus (Japanese flounder)
Lineage: Eukaryota; Metazoa; Chordata; Actinopteri; Pleuronectiformes; Paralichthyidae
Source: RefSeq, a predicted model, not a curated record
GUCACGUGAGCAGCGGAGCGCGCGCGGAGCUGCAGAUACACAUGGCUCGUGUUGUUGUUGCUCCUCAGAUCCACGUGAGCGCGAGCCGCGCUUCCUACUGGCUCGCGAGGGACAAGGGAAAGGGAGGACAGACACACACACAGACACAGACAGACACAGACACUGACAGUGAGCGCAGCAGCAGCAGGACAUCAGGCCCAGACUCUCACGCCAAAGUGUUUUUAACGCGGACACAAGCGGAGGAUUCCUGAAACCUCCGCAUGCCGGAGGGUCGCGUGUUUCCCGUGUGGCGGGGGAUCGGGGCCAGUAUUGGCGUCGGAGGUGGGUGGAGCCAGGGCUGGGGGCGCUGCCUGCGAUGGGAGCCCGACAGUCCAGGACAGGGCGCCCGGGUCCCCGUGUAUGACUACCCCGUCUGGUUGGUCCUGUGCCGGGGGGGCCGAGCCAGACUCCAGGAGGUUUGUCAGAGAGGGAGGGGGGCGAUCAGACUGCCCACAGACAUGCUCAGCAUCAAACUCCCCCAACUCUUCAACAUCCACCAGGUCCCAAAGGUGUUCAGAGAGGACAGCAUCAUCUCCGGGUACCGUCACCCCUGCAGCUCGGCGCUGGACUGCGUCCUCAGCAGCUUCCAGAUGAACAACGAGACGAUCAACAUCUGGACCCACUUCUUGCCAACAUGGUAUUUCCUGUGGCGUUUCUGCGUCCUCUGCUCCACUCUGAACUUCCUGACCGACAGCUACACCUGGCCCCUGCUGGUGUACAUGGUGCUCAUCUGCAUUUACCCCUUCACCUCCAGCUGCGCCCACACCUUCAGCACCAUGUCCCCGGAGUCCCGCCACAUCUGCUACUUCUUCGACUACGGAGCGCUCAGCCUCUACAGCCUCGGUAAGACGCGAGGCAGACAUGUUGAGGUUUUGUUUCUGCAGAACGGGAGCGUUGGUGGUGACUGGAGCAAGGCAGAGCACCACGCUCACAUAGUUUAAAUUAUUCUCAAACACUUUUGAUAAAGAAAUGUAAUUGAGGUUUGAUGUUUCA